Messenger RNA from Cyclospora cayetanensis, 891 nucleotides. RefSeq lists its product as uncharacterized. Bases 1 to 891 code for a protein of 296 amino acids. Lineage: Eukaryota; Apicomplexa; Conoidasida; Eucoccidiorida; Eimeriidae. The transcript is spliced from 2 exons. The record is from RefSeq and is a predicted model, not a curated record.
AUGCACAUCAACCCCUACAGGUCCUUCCUUGUUCUGUUACUCCUUGGGUGGGUGACGCUGCUCUGUGAUUUUAUAGCAGCAGUAUCAGCACAAGCUGGCUGUACCGCUGAGGACAUGGCUAUUGUCAGGCACAGCGAGCACGAUGAGGCUGCCCAAAAGGAGGAUGGCAUGGUGAAAGGGACAGCUGGUGCCUUUGAGACAAUCCACCAUCUUGCAGCGGAGGCAGCAGCUUCCGCUGCACGGGCCCAUGAGGCCGUAACUGCAGCAACAGCAGCCGCUGCUUCCAUCGUGUACAGUGAGUCCUCGGAUGAUUCCGAGGAUGGUGAAGCCAGAAGUCAUUCGGAUGGUGCGGGGAGUACACCGGGUAACCUUCGAGCUUCGGUGCAAUCCACAGUGAUCCUCGGGGGGAGAGCAGCUCGAGAGGCUGCUCAGGCAGCCCAAUACGCGGGAGCGGCCGCCGCUGCGGCAGCCGCAGCAGCCGCUGCAGUCGCAGCAGCUGCAGCAGCUGAAGUGUCUGACUCGGCUGAGUCAGAGGCAUCUUCUGAGAACCGAAAUGAAUUUCCUCAACGGAAGCGGAACGGACCGCAUCCCUCAACUUUGUUCUUUCAGCUGCUGGAUAACUGCGGCAGGCGGUCUCUAGGGGAUACGGAGAAAACGUCAAACUGCUUGAUACAGCAGGUGCAGCAGCAGAUGGAUCGGGAGUUUAGCAGCAGCUGCGCCACCUGCUUCGGAGAGUCGGCUCAUUGCGCGGCUACUGUCUGCCGCAGGGCCUGCUUCUUCAAUACAUGUGCUGAGAAAUGUGUGGAGUGCACCACGAAAAACUGCGGCGAUCAGUUGCUUCAGUGCAGCGGCCGUCCAGUGCAGGAAUUUCCGCCAGCAUGUGCAGUGUAG